AUGGAGAGUGGUCGAAUACAAGAUUCGUUCGUGACGGCUCUGGACUCGCACAAAGAUUUCCCUGCCUCGUCGGCCAGAUUGAAUGGGAAAUCUGCUUGGUGUUCUGAUUAUCCCGAUAGCCUAUUGGAACCUUUGUACCUUCAAAUCGACAUGAAGAGAAUUACGACGAUAUCUGCAAUCGCAACACAAGGUUUCUACCCUCCAGUGGAAUUAAUGUCUCUUCGAAUGGGAAGAGUUAGCAAAUAUCAACUGAAGUACAGUAUAGACGGUGUUUCUUGGCAGCUUUAUAAAAACAGCGACAAUGCUACAAUUUUAUUUGGGAAUAAAAAACGAAACGGUACUGUGCUUAAUGUGCUUACACCGGAAAUCACCGCACGUUUUCUACGCGUGUACCCAUCCAGUUACUUUUCCUUCGUUUGCAUGAGGCUAGAAGUGUAUGGUUGUUCGUUCGGUUGUGGCGGCGCUUUGGCCCAAGAACCUGGAAACAUCGUGACAGAGGGUACGCCGACGGAAGAUCAAGAUUGUCUGUGGUCGGUGAUCUUACCAAACACUUCACAAAUACAUUUUGAUUUUAUUAAUUUCAACAUUCCUUGUAGUAAUGGAUUAGUGGAGUUCAGAGAUGGUGGAAUGCCUUAUGCAACUGCACCCUUAUUGGUCGAGUAUUGUGGUUACGAAAGCAGCCUUCCUCCCCCAGUCAGUUCUAACAGUAGUAGGUUAUGGGUACGAUACAAGUCUAAUUCCUCAGAUCCUCAGGUUGGCUUUUAUGCAGUGUACUUCCCAGGUUGCGAGGAACAAUUACAAGGAAGUAAUGGUGAUGUCAAGUCACCUAAUUUUCCUAAAGAAUAUUUUCACAAUUCUAAAUGUACAUGGACCAUCUCUGUGCCGGAAGGAAAAUCUGUGAAAUUACUUUUUUUGGAUUUUAAAGUCGAGGGAGACCUAAAUAGGCAGAGAUGCCCCCAUGAUCAUCUGACAAUAUGGAAUGGCACUGAUUCGAAUGCAACAAUCAUUGGAAAGUUCUGCAAUAGCAAACCACCCCCUUCAGUUAUCUGUAGCUCAGGGAAUACCCUUCGCCUGAAAUUCCACAGUGAUGAUGCAAUAGCUUGGACAGGAUUUCAUAUCAGGUAUCAAGCUGCUGAGCCGUCAGCAUAUUGUUCUGAAAUUUCUUCAUCUGUUGUCAUGCCAACAUCAUCGCGGUCAUCUAUGUCCCAUAUGGCCCUCACUCACACGCCAUAUUUAACCACACAGCAUGCAUUGUUUCCUGCAAGUGGUUAUCUUGCAGAGUUAACACCAACAUUUGUAAGCUUAUCAACCUCAAUGGCUUUAAAUGGAACAUUUGGCUUUUCUGGAACUACCAUAAUUGGAGAAAUGCAUGCUGCAGCAAGAGGCAAACAAGAUGAUGAGGAUGAGGAUGACAGCCUGUUGACUGUGGUUGUUCUUUCAGUGUUAGCUUUUCUUGUCAUUUGCAUGAUUUUGGCAAGUAUGGUGCCCUGUGCAAAACGUCACAUUGAAAAGCGAAAGCAGGAGAAAGAAAUGAACUUGGUGUUUGCUGCUAGUUCAAGUAUUCCUGAAACAAACAGCAAAGAGACAUUUGAAGUUGUAGACAACAAUACAUUGCCAGUCCCAGAGAUUGUAAUGUGUGAAGGAUCCUCCUGUGAGGAAAUCCUUCCCCUGGCUGGAGUAGCAGAGAGUGUCUCUCUCUAUGAAACUCCUUCGGGGGAAGAAACUACUGCUAAAAUUGAUACAGGGGAAGUAAGUUGACCUCUAAAGCAGGAGGUGGCAUAGAGCAGAUGAAAGAUGGACUGAAUGACUUAGGGGAUGAGUUUGAUGAGAACUCCUCCAUUAAUCUUGAUGGUGCUGAAACAGAGAUGGAUUGCUUAAAGAUGUCCUAUGAGGAUCUAGGCAGUAGUUUUGCCUCUGAAAUGCAAGCAAUGUUGAGUCAUUUUGUAGAAAGUGAUGAUCAACCAGCUCAGAAUGAAAGACAUUCAUCAAAUCCAAAAACUUCCUCCCAGGACUGUGAUCAUGAAACAGGAAAGACAAAUAUGAAUGGCAUGGAAGCUAAGGAUAUUGGUAACAUUCCUCACAGCACAAUUCAAGAUGAUAACAGGUCAAACCUAUCAACUGAGGAGGCACCUUCAUCCUCCAUCUCCAGUCAGGAGGAGGAAAGACAAAGCUUACUUAAUGGGGAUGAGGCAGCUGAUGAAAAUGAAACAUGGGAAAUGCAGCCUAUUCAUACUGAUGGUCACAGUUGGAGGAAAGCAGCCAAAGAUGGAGUUUCAGUAUCCUGCAAAGACAAGAAAGACUCUGGCUGUGCUUCAAGCAGUGAGAACCUGCAUUCUGUUGAAAGAUGUCUCCUUGAUGCUGGUGAUACAGAGACUAUUGUUUAG
Pocillopora meandrina is the source of this 2384-nucleotide messenger RNA. The record is from the annotation of a GenBank genome assembly. Lineage: Eukaryota; Metazoa; Cnidaria; Anthozoa; Scleractinia; Pocilloporidae.